Populus euphratica (Euphrates poplar) is the source of this 1300-nucleotide messenger RNA. RefSeq names its product probable WRKY transcription factor 40. The record is from RefSeq and is a predicted model, not a curated record. Gene Ontology annotation, molecular function: sequence-specific DNA binding; DNA-binding transcription factor activity. Gene Ontology annotation, biological process: regulation of DNA-templated transcription. The transcript is spliced from 5 exons. Bases 211 to 1173 code for a protein of 320 amino acids. NCBI's taxonomy places the organism in Eukaryota, Viridiplantae, Streptophyta, Magnoliopsida, Malpighiales, Salicaceae.
CAAGCGCCAUUGUUGAUUGACAGGCCAAUCUUUUUUUCUAUAAAUAUUGAAGCAUUCUUGUGUGUUUCUCCCAUUCACUUGACCAACUUCAGACCAUAGUGCUAAUCUCUUGCUAGGAACCUGAUUAUUAUUUGUCUCAAAUCUUCUUCUCCUUUUCUUGUAUUAAGUUUAUAGGUAGCUUCUUCAAGAAAGAGAGUUAGGAACUCAUCAAUGGAUUCAUCAUGGGUGAACACGUCUCUUGAUCUCAACAUCAAUCCCUUCAAGCAUGUCAAUGAAACUCAAGCUCAAGAGAUCAAAGAGUUUGAGGGAUAUUCAACUAGGUUUGAACAGAAAGUACAAGUUAAAAAAGAGGCUGGUGUUAGUGCUCUUGUUGAAGAGUUAAAUAGGGUGAAUAGUGAGAACCAGAAGUUAACAGAAGUGCUUGGUGUUGUAUGCGAAAAAUACCUGAGUUUGCAAAAACAUUUAGCUGAUUUGACGAGCAAGAAUUCAGAAAAAGAACUCAUGAGUACACCAGUAAUAUCAAUGAAGAGAAAGGCAGAGAGUGAAGAUUAUAGCAACGUGAUUAAUGCAAUCAAUGGAGGAAACACAGAAAGUAGUUCUAGUGAUGAAGACUCAAGUAAAAGGCCACAGGAGAAUCUGAAGACAAAGAUUUCAAGGGCUUAUUUUCGGACUAAUGCAUCCGAUACAAGCUUGGUUGUGAGGGAUGGCUAUCAAUGGAGAAAAUAUGGUCAAAAGGUUACCAGAGACAAUCCUUCUCCUAGGGCUUACUUUAAGUGCUCAUUUGCCCCAAGUUGCCCUGUCAAGAAGAAGGUUCAAAAAAGUGCUGAAAACCCUUCAAUUUUGGUAGCAACUUAUGAAGGAGAGCACAACCAUGCUAGCCAUUCUCAACCUGAACUAUCAUUAGGUUCAAGCCAAAGUUCUAGUUUUGGUCCAGUUCCCAGUCCAUCAUCCAUCAGAACUUCAGUUCCCACUGUGACCCUUGAUUUGAUCCAAAGUGGAAUGCAUGUUGACAGUGCUCAAAAGACUGUUCAAGAAAAUCUUCAAGUGCCAGAAGUUCAGAAAGUUUUGGUCCAACAAAUGGCUUCUUCUUUGACAAGGGAUCCAAAUUUCACAGCUGCACUGGCAGCUGCUAUCUCUGGGAGAUUCAACCAGACUCGGAUUGAGAAAUUGUGAGGUUGAAAACACUGCUGUUGUAGAGAAUUUAGAGUUUUUAUAGACACUAUGCAUUUUUAUAUGUAAUUUGGAGAGCAUUGAGUUACGUAUAUAUAUAAUAUAAGUUUGAAAAAAAAAUUAAACGAAA